Molecule: messenger RNA, 3515 nt
Organism: Podarcis muralis (Common wall lizard)
Lineage: Eukaryota; Metazoa; Chordata; Lepidosauria; Squamata; Lacertidae
Gene: HDHD5
Product: haloacid dehalogenase like hydrolase domain containing 5
Biological process (GO): glycerophospholipid biosynthetic process
Cellular component (GO): mitochondrion
Source: RefSeq, a predicted model, not a curated record
CGUCGCCUUGAUUGGAGGAGGCGCCCCAGCCGGAGCAGGCGUCGGCGGGCGGAUGGCUGUGUGCUGCUCGCUCCAUGUGAGCAGAGCGGCGCUGAGGGGGUGGCUGCCUGCGGCGCGCAGGGGGGGCGCCGUCAGCCGCCCCUGCAGGAGCAGCAGCCAAGGCCGUCCCGUGGGGAGAACCUGCGGGGCGCGGCAGACAACUUCUCCCUCCUUUGGGUUCCUCUUUGAUAUUGAUGGAGUGCUUUUACGGGGCCGGCUAGUCAUUCCUGCUGCUAAGAAGGCCUUCCAGAAACUAACAGAUUCAAAAGGUCGGUUCCAUGUGCCGGUUGCAUUUGUAACCAAUGCUGGAAACUGCUCUCGCAACAGCAAGGCUGAGGAACUGUCUGAUGCCCUUGGAUUUAAGGUUUCUCCCGAAUGGGUGAUCCUGUCCCAUAGUCCUCUGCGUCUUUUCCAUCAGUUCCAUGACAAAUGUGUGCUUGUGUGUGGUCAGGGUCCUGUGGAGGAAAAUGCCAGGGACCUGGGAUUCCAUCACGUUGUUACCAUUGAAGAUGUGAGGAAGGCAUUUCCCUUGCUGGAUAUGGUUGAUCAAAGUCGGAGGCCAAAAGAGCUGCCUCCUGCACCUGCUGACUUCCCCACCAUAGAAGCUGUGAUUCUGUUUGGGGAGCCAGUCAGGUGGGAGACCUGCCUGCAACUGAUCAUUGAUGUACUCCUGAGCAAUGGGAACCUAGGGGUAGAGUUGACUUCUGUUCCAUACCCACAUCUACCUAUCCUCGCCUGCAACAUGGAUCUCUUGUGGAUGGCAGAAGCCAAGAUGCCAAGAUUUGGCCAUGGCACCUUUCUUGUGUGCUUGGAGAACAUCUACAAGAAAAUGACUGGCAAGGAGCUGAAGUAUGAGGCCUUGAUAGGCAAGCCCAGCACUGUCACCUACCGCUAUGCUGAACAUGUGAUCAAGCAGCAGAUGGAGAGUUGGGGCUGGACAUCCCCUCUCCGCCAACUGUAUGCUAUCGGAGACAACCCAAUGGCUGACAUUUAUGGUGCAAACCUCUACAACCGUUACCUCCAGGCUCAGGCUGAAGUAAGUGUCACUGCAAUGGCAGCAGAGAGCGAGGAACAUGUUGAGAUGCAAAAAGAUCACUGUGUGUCCAUCACCUCUGCAGAGAGCUGCCAGUCCAUUCUGGUCUGCACUGGGGUCUACAAUCCCCAGGGAGAUGUGCCUGCUGACCACAACGAGAACAUGUUGGAGACUGUCUUCCAUGGACACCGGGACUUCCAUUUUGAUCCAACCUUGGUGGAGGCCUCUCACGUUGUGCACGAUGUGAAUGAUGCUGUGGAGCUCGUCUUUCAGAAGGAGAACUGGAAACUGGAAUGAUAAGUCCAGUGUUGCCAGCAUCUCACAUGGGGGCAGAAGGGCAGAGGCAGAUCUGAGCACUGUCUUGUUCAACCCAUGCCAAAGUAAAGGAAAGUUCUCCCAACUUGUUUUUUGGUAGGGAUUGCAACCAUCUCCCAAAUCUUUGUCAAUAUGGGCCUCUAGCACAUUUGCCAACUUGAAAUUCUGCAUUGUUGCUAAAAUGAGUGUAGCCAAAGAGCAGUCUUCACCAACCAGGGUGCCACACAGAUGUUCUGAAAAAACAGUUUCCAUCACUGCUGACCAUUGGCUGUGCCGGCUGGGGCUGAUGGAAGUUGUAGUCCAAAACAUCUGGAGAGGACAGGUUGGGAAAGGUUGCCAUGGAGAAGGCUGAAAGGGUCACUAACUAGCCCCACCCGUUUCACAUCUGUGCAGCUUCCAUGCUCUUUCCUAUAUCUACAACUACUGUGUAAUCCCAAUUUUGUGGUGAAAUUGGCUCCUCUGCCAAAGGCCAGUGCAUCUUAAAUCUCUCCACCCAAUCCUAUCUAAAUAAUUGUGACCAGCAUCAUGAGGUCUGCUACAGUUUUUGGCUCUUGCUUCUGUUCCAGAUGCUCCUGAAGGUGCUUGAAAAGUUCAGAAUAUUAAAUGUGUGUCUGCGUUGAUUUAUGGCGCAUGAUAUGCCUGGAGGAACAGACCCUCUUGUCAGAGCAGGAAUAGAAAUAGAAGCAAGAUAGUUGCAGUAAUGACUAAAUCUCACUCUCCUGGCUAUUUCACAACCUUUGACUAGUUGUCCCUGAAAUAUAAAUAUUUACUUAGGCACUACCCCUUUUACUGUGAGUGUUCUAUGCCUUUGGUAGGCAGAGUUCUGACUGCAAACAAUGGUCCUUGACCUGAACCAUAAUGGACUCAGCUGUGCAGAGUUUGGGAUACCAGAUAAUGAAAAUUGGAGAAGAGAAGGGGCGGGGGAGUUUUACCUAGUUGUAAAAGAAAUGGCUUUAGCCUUCACAAACUGUCAAGGGCAAGACUGUGAUUUGUGUUUUGUUGCUGUGUUUCCCUCUAUCACCUUCUCACAGAAAUAGCAAUCUUGAUCCUCUCCAAACAGAUCUUUCCCUUGCAUUAAUUUCAUAUUGUGUUUUACCACCCUGCCUCAGGGCUGUUCGUUGCUUAGAAAUCAGUAGUCUGGGUCCAGACAUGCAUGCGGCCUUGCCUGUAUAUUGUUGCAGCGAUGUGCAACAGAAGAUGCUUAUGCAGAAGCAUGCUUCUCUGUGUACAGCUGGGCUGAGGAACCUGUGGCCUGCCAGUAGUUGUUGACAUCAACAUCCAUCAUCUCUACCCAUGCUGGCCAGGGCUAAUGGGAGUCCAAAAACACCUGGAGGGCUGCGAAUUCCCCAGAGUUUUGAACCUGUGCUAUGUAUGUCUCCAAACCUCUUUAAUGAAGAAUUUCCAGGCCACCCUUUGUGUAAGCCGCAUCCUGGAAACAUCCCCAUGUCCCAUGUGCAAAUGCAGAAGAGGCAAUCGUAGAUUUUUGUACCACAGUAAUUGGUGAUGUUAGUGUGUGAAUAGCAAGUUGGUCCUGUUCCUCUUAUGAAUCUGGACAUAAUUCUAAGUUACCUUUUUCUGUAGGACAGAUUACUACUACUUUGUAGUGUGAGCAAUAACCUUAUUUUCUUACAUUAAUAUAACUGUUUGCCUGUGUUUUAAAUAACUUUGUUAUGAUGAUGAUGACUGUAGCAGGGGUAGGGUUGGGCUCCAAUUCCUGCUUCUCCUAUACUAUCCAGUUGAACCAUUUGUGCUUUUUGGAGAUUAGUUGGCUUUAGCACAUGGAUGGUUUACAUUUUAAGGGGAAAAUGUCAGUCUCAAAUCCUUUCUUGCCAACUGCAGUGAAAGCCAAACAGUUGGUUCCAUUGACUGUACUUCUUUUUUCAGUGAUCUACCGAGUAUCUUUUUUAAAAUAAAAAAUCAUUACCUUUUUUAUUAAAAAAUGGAUUUGUAUAACAAAAUGCAAAUGCUAAAAUAAAUAAUAAAGACAUACCUUGUAUUAAAUACAAAAAUGACAUCCAAAUAAAAUAUAUAGCAAACAAGUGUGAACAAAUCUAGGAGUAGACAAAGUGAAACAUGGUGUCCUGUAUUUAGGAAGUACCAGCUUCUAAUUAAGUUUUUACUAUGGCAA